AUGGUGAGGGACAAUAUGUCGAGUUCUCUCUGUGAAAACGAUGGUCCUGGAAAAUUCAUUGGGGAAGAGUUGAUCCCUAAGAAGGUUAGGUUCAGAGAAAAGGAGGAAGAACCGAGUAAUGAUAUGAUGAUCGAGCUGUCCUCAGAUCAACCUACUUCAUGGAGAGACAUGCUUGUCGGUCAAUCCUCAAAGAAUGGUUCUAAUGGUUUGGAUGAAAAGGAAGCUUUUGAUAUUUUGGAAGGAGACAUUCAGAGGACUGUUGUGAAUGGAGUGCCUUCUAUCACUUUCUCAGAACGGAUUCACCAAAUCUUUAUCCAAGGUAUGGAUAAUACUGUGAUUGUAAAACUUCUAGGCCGUAACAUUGGUUUUUCGGUUUUACAGAACAAAUUUUGCAGUAUGUGGAGACCAUCAGCACCUAUUCAUAUGAUGGACAUUGAAAAUGGCUAUUUUCUAGUCAAAUUCCAAAAUAAGAUGGAUUGUGAUAAGGUUCUCUCCGAAGGACUGUGGACUAUUUUUGGUCAGUAUUUGACCGUUCAGCCUUGGACAAUGGCUUUUGAUCCUACACAAGCUUUCCCAAGUGUUGUAAUGGCAUGGAUUAGAUUCCUUGCGUUACCUAGCUAUUUAUACAACCGCAAAAUAAUCACAGAAAUUAGAGAACUUGUGGGUAAGGUGGUUAAAUUAGAUAUGAAUACUGACAAUAGAACGCAGGGACGAUUUGCUAGAAUGGCGGUUUAUGUCAACCUGGAAGAGCCACUAGUGUCCCAAAUCUUGAUUAAUGGGCGAAUUCAAAAGGUAGAAUAUGAAUCUCUUUCUACUAUUUGUUUUCAUUGUGGAAGGUAUGGGCAUGUGGAAAACAUUUGUAGAGAUGAACGCUAA
This is a messenger RNA of Gossypium arboreum, 876 nucleotides long. RefSeq lists its product as uncharacterized. Gene Ontology annotation, molecular function: nucleic acid binding; zinc ion binding. Lineage: Eukaryota; Viridiplantae; Streptophyta; Magnoliopsida; Malvales; Malvaceae. The record is from RefSeq and is a predicted model, not a curated record. The coding region runs from base 1 to 876 and encodes 291 amino acids. The transcript has a single exon.